Sphaeramia orbicularis (orbiculate cardinalfish) is the source of this 8320-nucleotide messenger RNA. RefSeq names its product plexin-A1-like. Gene Ontology annotation, molecular function: semaphorin receptor activity; protein binding. The record is from RefSeq and is a predicted model, not a curated record. Gene Ontology annotation, biological process: regulation of cell migration; semaphorin-plexin signaling pathway. NCBI's taxonomy places the organism in Eukaryota, Metazoa, Chordata, Actinopteri, Kurtiformes, Apogonidae. Gene Ontology annotation, cellular component: plasma membrane; semaphorin receptor complex.
UCUCCGGUGCGCACGGAUCUGCAGAGCUGAGCGUUGGAGCCGGUACUGCUUCUAUCAGACAAACCCACCGGGAAUGGAAAUGUCUUCUACUGCAACUCUGACAUCUUAGAAAAAAACAUGCCUAGCAGAACCAAGGCAAAGGGCGCUUUAAUCAGUCUGGUGGCAGAUGUGGCUGAGGAUCAGGGGAUGAGGUUAUAAAAACGACAACGGAGUAAAAAGGAUAAAAGGAAGAGGGAGUUCUUGAAAGCUCUUGUAUCAUCAUACCCUACUGCGACUACUGACUGACCCUACAGAGGAUUAACCGCUCAAAAAUACACAUCAACACCCACACCACCCCCCCCUUUACCACCAUGUCCUCCCACCUUAACCCUCCCUCUCUCAUCCUCCCCACCCUCCUCCUCUUCCUCCUUUCCUUUUCCAUACCGUCUACCUCUUCCCUUCUCUCCUUCUCCCCACCGGAAGGAGGGCUCACACAUUUGGUGGUCCACAACAAAACCGGUGAAGUUUACCUCGGCGCUGUUAACUGGAUCUACAAGUUGUCUAGCAACCUCACCAAACUACGAAGCCAUGUUACCGGACCUGUCACAGACAACCCUCGGUGUUACCCUCCACCUGGCGUCCAGUCCUGUCCCCACGAGCUGGUACAGACCUCUAAUGUCAAUAAACUCUUGCUACUUGACGCUGCCCACAACCGUUUAAUCGCCUGCGGGAGUACUUCCCAGGGAAUAUGCCAGUUCUUGCGUUUGGAUGAUCUGUUCAAGCUUGGCGAGCCCCACCACCGUAAAGAGCAUUAUCUAUCCAGUGUUGCUGAGGCAGGCACCAUGUCAGGUGUCGUGAUACCCCCGGAUCUUUUUGGCGGUGGUGGGAAACUUUUUGUUGGUACACCCAUUGAUGGCAAAUCUGAGUACUUCCCGACCUUAUCAAGCCGAAAGUUAAUGUCCAACGAGGAGAACGCUGACAUGUUCAGCUUCGUCUAUCAAGAUGAGUUUGUGUCGUCGCAACUUAAGAUUCCCUCAGAUACGUUGUCCAAGUUCCCGGCGUUUGACAUCUACUACAUCUAUGGCUUCAACAGUGAGCAGUUUGUGUAUUAUCUCACCCUUCAACUUGAUACCCAACUCACCUCACCAGAUGCCAGUAGCGAACAGUUCUUCACUUCCAAAAUUGUCCGGCUAUGUGUUGACGAUCCGAAGUUCUACUCCUAUGUGGAGUUCCCUAUUGGUUGCACCAAGGACGGGGUGGAGUAUCGCUUGGUUCAGGAUGCUUAUCUGGCCCGGCCUGGGAUCCGCUUGGCCCGUUCUCUCGGUAUUCAGGAGCAUGAGGAGGUUCUGUUUACUGUAUUCGCCCAGGGUCAAAAAAAUAGAGCCAAGCCGCCCAAAGAGUCGGCUUUGUGUCUGUUCACAAUGAGGAGGAUAAAAGAGAAGAUUAAAGAGAGGAUUCAGUCGUGCUACAGAGGAGAAGGGAAGCUCUCUCUGCCCUGGCUGCUCAACAAGGAGCUGGCCUGCAUCAACUCGCCGUUGCAGAUAGACGACAACUUCUGCGGCCAGGAUUUCAACCAGCCUCUAGGGGGCACCACGGCCAUCGAGGGCAUCCCGCUUUACGUGGACAAGGAAGACGGCAUGACCUCGGUGGCGGCGUACGACUACCGUGGGCAUACGGUGGCGUUCGCCGGAACUCGGAGUGGACGUAUGAGGAAGAUCUUGGUGAACUCCAUUACCCAGCCUGCUUUGCUGUAUGAGAACGUGGCGGUGAGCGACGGCAGCCCGAUCCUCAGAGAUCUGCUCUUCAGUCCAGAUCAUCAGUACUUAUACGCCCUCACUGAUAAACAGGUCAGCCGUGUGCCGGUGGAGAGCUGUGAGCAGUACACAUCCUGUGGAGCCUGUCUGGGAUCUGGAGACCCCCACUGUGGGUGGUGCGUCCUCCAUAAUGUAUGUUCAAGGAAGGAUCGGUGUGAACGAGCCGAGGAGCCUCAACGCUUCACAACCAGAGUGGAACAGUGUGUCCGACUAUCCGUCCUACCGCACAACGUCUCUGUUACCAUGUCAGAAGUCCAGUUGGUGCUGCAGGCGCAGAAUGUGCCCAGUUUAUCUGCUGGAGUCAACUGUUCAUUCGAGGACUAUGUAGAGACAGAAGGACGCAUCUACGGUGGACGGAUCUUCUGUCUGUCUCCAGCGACUAAAGAUGUGACACCGAUCACACGUGACCAAGGUGACCAGCGUGUAAUAAAGCUUUACCUGAAGUCCAAGGAGACCGGGAAGAAAUUUGCCAGCGUGGACUUUGUUUUCUACAACUGCAGCGUCCACCAGUCGUGCCUUUCCUGUGUGAACGGAAACUUCCCGUGUCAUUGGUGCAAAUAUCGCCACAUGUGCACUCAGGACGCUAGCGACUGCUCCUUCCAGGAGGGACGAGUCAACACCUCUGAGGAGUGUCCUCAGAUCCUGCCGUCCACACAGAUCUAUAUCCCUGCUGGAGUGAUGCGACCCAUCACCCUGUUGGCCCAGAACCUGCCCCAGCCCCAGUCUGGACAACGCAACUACGAGUGUAUCUUCCACAUCCAGGGCAACACACACAGCGUUCCAGCUCUGAGGUUCAACAGCACCAGCAUCCAGUGUCAGAAAACCAUGUACGACUACGAGGGCGGUGACAUCAGUGACCUUCCCGUCGACCUCUCCGUGGUGUGGAAUGGAAACUUUGUCAUCGACAACCCGUUCAGCAUUCAAGCCCACCUCUACAAGUGUCGGGCAUUGCGGGACAGCUGUGGGAUGUGCCUGAAGGCCGACCCCCGGUUCGAGUGUGGUUGGUGCGUCCAGGACAGGAAGUGUUCCCUGAGGCAGGAGUGUACGAGCGGAGGAAACGCCCACCUUUCGCUGCAGCUUCCUGAUUCUGCAGGGUGGAUGCACGCCUCCUCUGGAAACAGCCGCUGCACCCACCCCAAGAUUACUAAAUUGUUUCCUGAGACCGGGCCUCGUCAGGGGGGAACCAGGGUGACCAUCCUGGGGGAGAACCUGGGUCUGCAGUUCAGAGACAUCCAGAUGGGCGUCCGACUGGGGAAGGUGCCCUGUGUGCCCAUUGAAGAGGAGUACGUCAGCGCAGAGAGAAUAGUGUGUCUGCUAAACGAUGCGACUGGAUACAGAGUCCAAGAGGCUCAGGUGGAAGUCUGCGUGAGGGACUGUGUCAACGACUACAGAGCUCUGUCGCCGAGGCCCUUCACCUUUGUGGUAAGAACCAGCAGGAUGGAGCUUCAACCUCCGUUCUUUACUCGUAUCCAGCCGUCUCAGGGGCCCAUUUCCGGCGGGACCCGAGUCACCAUCGAGGGAAGUUACCUGAACGCCGGCAGCUACGUGUCUGUCAGCAUAGGACCACAGCCGUGCUACUUCAAAAAGAGAAACGCCCGAGAGAUCGUGUGUACUCCAGCUGGACUGAGCCCAGGCAGCGCAUCAGUGUUGGUGGACAUCGAUGACGCUGAGCUCAGAAACCCUGAGGUCAAGUUUAACUACACAGAGGACCCCACUGUCCUACGGAUUGAACCCGACUGGAGCAUCGCCAGCGGUGGAACUCUGCUGACAGUGAGUGGAACCAACCUGGCAACCAUCCGAGAACCGAAGAUCAGGGCCAAGUACGGACAGGCGGAAUCCUUCCACAACUGCACAGUUUAUAACAACUCAGUCAUGGUGUGCCUGGCCCCGUCGGUGGCAGAUUCAGAACUGGGCUUUUCUGAGACCGGCACCGGACCAGAUGAGAUCGGGUUCUACAUGGACAACGUCAACGCUCUGGUGGUCGUCAACGAGACGUUCAGCUACUACCCCGACCCAGUGUUCGAACCGCUGAGUCCCUCUGGGAUCCUGGAGCUCAAACCCACAUCGCCCCUCAUCCUCAAGGGUCGUAACCUGAUUCCGGCAGCUCCGGGUAACAGUCGUCUCAACUACACUGUGCUGAUCGGAGAAACUCCGUGCGUGCUCACCUUGUCCGAGUCCCAGCUGCUGUGUGAAUGGCCCAACCUCACCGGACAACACAAAGUCACGAUCCGUGCAGGAGGCUUCGAGUACUCUCCCGGGACUCUUCACAUCUACUCGGACAGCCUGCUGACCCUUCCGGCGAUCAUCGGUAUCGGAGGGGGCGGCGGCUUGCUCCUAUUGGUCAUCAUUGCCGUGCUCAUUGCCUAUAAAAGGAAAUCGAGGGACGCUGACCGUACCCUGAAACGUCUCCAGUUGCAGAUGGACAACCUGGAGUCCAGAGUGGCGCUGGAGUGUAAAGAAGCUUUUGCUGAGCUCCAGACCGACAUCCAUGAGCUAACCCAGGAGUUAGACGGAGCCGGGAUUCCCUUCUUGGAUUAUCGCACUUACGCCAUGAGGGUCCUGUUCCCGGGCAUCGAGGACCACCCUGUGCUCAAGGAGAUGGAGGUCCAGGCUAAUGUUGAAAAGGCUCUGACAUUGUUCGGCCAGCUGCUGACCAAGAAACACUUCCUGUUGACGUUUAUCCGAACCCUGGAGGCUCAAAGAUCCUUCUCCAUGCGGGAUCGAGGCAACGUGGCCUCUCUGAUCAUGACAGCCCUGCAGGGGGAGAUGGAGUACGCCACCGGGGUCCUCAAGCAGCUGCUGUCGGACCUGAUUGACAGAAACCUGGAGAGUAAAAACCACCCAAAGCUGCUGCUCAGGAGAACGGAGUCUGUUGCAGAGAAGAUGCUGACCAAUUGGUUUACGUUCCUCCUGUACAAAUUCCUCAAGGAAUGUGCCGGGGAGCCUCUGUUCAUGCUUUACUGUGCCAUCAAACAGCAGAUGGAGAAGGGACCCAUCGACGCCAUCACGGGGGAGGCCCGAUACUCCCUCAGCGAGGACAAACUCAUCAGGCAACAGAUUGACUACAAAACCCUGACGCUUCACUGCGUAAACCCUGAGAAUGAGAAUGCCCCCGAGGUGACGGUUAAGAGUCUGAACUGCGACACCAUCACUCAGGUCAAAGAGAAGCUGCUCGAUGCUGUUUACAAGGGAAGCCCCUACUCACAAAGGCCCAAGGCUUCAGACAUGGACCUGGAAUGGCGUCAAGGUCGGAUGGCCAGGAUCAUUUUGCAGGAUGAAGACGUCACGACCAAGAUAGACAACGACUGGAAACGACUCAAUACGCUGGCGCACUAUCAGGUAACGGACGGGUCGGUGAUCGCCCUGGUGCCAAAGCAGAACUCUGCGUAUAACAUCUCCAACUCCUCCACCUUCACCAAGAGCCUCAGCAGAUACGAGAGUAUGCUCAGAACAGCCAGCAGUCCAGACAGCCUUCGGUCCCGGACACCCAUGAUCACCCCCGACCUGGAGAGUGGAACGAAACUGUGGCAUCUGGUGAAAAACCACGACCACUCGGAUCAGCGGGAAGGAGACCGAGGCAGCAAGAUGGUGUCAGAGAUCUACCUGACCAGGCUGCUCGCUACAAAAGGUACGUUACAGAAGUUUGUGGACGACCUGUUCGAGACCAUCUUCAGCACCGCCCACCGAGGCAGCGCCCUCCCCCUGGCCAUCAAAUACAUGUUCGACUUCCUGGACGAACAGGCCGACAAACACUCCAUCACAGACUACGACGUGAGACACACCUGGAAGAGCAACUGCCUCCCUCUGCGAUUCUGGGUGAACGUGAUCAAGAACCCACAGUUUGUGUUCGACAUCCAUAAGAACAGCAUCACAGACGCCUGUUUGUCCGUGGUGGCUCAAACCUUCAUGGACUCCUGUUCGACGUCAGAACACAAACUAGGAAAAGACUCCCCUUCCAACAAGCUCCUCUACGCUAAAGACAUCCCCAACUACAAGAACUGGGUGGAGAGGUAUUACUCGGACAUCUCCCGUAUGCCAGCCAUCAGUGAUCAGGACAUGAGCGCCUACCUGGCAGAGCAGUCGCGGCUGCACCUCAGUCAGUUCAACAGCAUGUCUGCGCUGCACGAGAUCUACUCUUACAUCAUCAAAUAUAAAGACGAGAUCCUGUCGGCGUUACAGAAGGAUGAACAGUCGCGUCGACAGCGACUACGUGGAAAACUGGAGCAGGUCAUAGACACCAUGGCCCUCGCCAGCUGAGGACCGGCCAAUCACAACACACGCCUCGGCGAGCUGAGAAGCGGCCAAACCAACACGCCUUCCCUCCCCGACAACCUUUAGACGCCCGUGACAUUUUCGACCCAUGAAGUCUGUCGUUCAACACCUCACAAACAACAACCAACAGAAACAGAAGAUCCGUGUGAAGAGACUGCGAGGGCGUCGUCCCCGGCAACAGCAGCACAUGGACAGACAGCAGAGGGUAGACCUAAAGCCCCGGCCCUGCCCACUUUCUUUCUUUGGUAUUGUUUUUUUUUUUUUUUUUUCUGAGCUGCCAACCUAGCUCUAAACAACCAAAUGGAGCUCCCCCCCUUCCCCCCCCAGCCUCAGUGGACCAUGGACCUCAGCUCAGGAGAGCCUUUCUAUUCAUCUCAUCCUACGGGAGCACCAGUUGGUACCCAUCCAUCAGGACCAGGUCACAUAUAGUCUGUGGUGACCAGAAACUCACCUCGCUGGAUACAAAGCUGAAGGUUUGAAGCCACCGGUAGCUCUUCCACAGCCAAGGCUACGGCUCAGACUGGGAGCCAAUUCAAUCCAGGAUGUUUGAUCCCUGUAGUGGAGUUUCACUUUUCUGUCGCCGUCAGGGACAGCGAUGGACCAGCAGCCGUGCAGCUGGGUGGGGUUGGAUGUAUUGCUCAAAGACACUCGGGCAGGGUGGACACAUGGGCUGCUACCACUGGGAGGAAGAACUAUUCAGGGAAACUCCUCCUCCAGUUCUGACAGAAGCCCCUCUUCUAUCUGCAGAAACUCCCCUGCAGAACACUUUCCGUUCCAUAACUCUGCUAUUGAGUUGUUACCGCGUUCGAUUCCACAUUUCGUUUCCCGACUGCCUACUCUCCCCCAGUGCUGUGCCACUUGUGUUACUGCUGAAUUUGCACAACAAAGCUGAAUCAAAAGAGAGAAGAGGAUAUAUGAAUAUAUAUAUAUAGAUAUAUAAAUACAAACUUCUGUUUUUAAAACAAAUGAAAAGUCGAAAAAAAGAUUUUUUUUUCCAUUUAAUGUAUAAAAGAUAAGUUUGAGAAGAGGAUUUGAUAAGAUGAAAAAUUAUGAAAACACAAGGAAAAAGUCGUCCUGUGCCAUGUUUUACUUUGAAUGUUGUUUAGUGCAAAGAGACUUCUUUUCAUUAGAUGAAAUGUGCUAUGAUGAAAAUGUUGUCAUGCUUAGUGACCGAAAGUGAGAGUAUAAAAAUAGGUAAAUGGCAAAAAUAUAUAUAUACAUACAUAUAUAUAUAUAUAUAUAUAUAUAUAUUACAGACACUUUCUAUAUUUCCUGAGGUCUUUGCGGCAGUUCUCGCACUACAUGUCUGGUCCUAAAGGCGAACGUUCUUUAGCAGCUCUGGAACCAACUGACCUUCGACGCUUUUGUGUUUGUUUUAGAGAAAACCAAAUACAUUAAGGCACGGUCAGCUCACUAAUUUAGAUGGAACGCAAGCAAUUUGUGGGAGAGCGUCUCGGCGUCUGCAGAGACACCAGUCAGGGGAGUCGAUUUCUGACACACCAUGCUCUACAACUUUUGAUGUUGUUGCAGAAUUCCCAUGUUCUAUAAGGUGUGUCGUCAUAAAAGAACAAAAAAAUAAUAAUCAAGGCCACUUUUUGGUGUAUGCGGGAGAGUCAACAGUAUUGUCUUAGUUUUGUUUUUGUUUACUCUAAAGUGAAGGUGGUAAAGCUGAAGGUUCCACUUUUGAAAUGUGAAUGUGGUGUAAGAAAAUGAAAUGAAAUGUAGCUUGAUCUAUGUGAGUGUUUUUCGUACCAGUUGAAGGCCUUUCUCUUUUCCGUUCUGUGCUUUUAUGAGGAAAAAAAAAAUGUUAAAAAUGUUUUCUCUUCCUUUUGGUACGUGCUGCUUCAACCUGAAACCUGCAGUGCUUCAUUGUGCUUCAUUAACAAGCCAUUCCUAUCGCAUAAGUGCAAAAAGGGUACAAGGACACUUACUAAGGCCAGAAAAUAUACAGUGAAACAACAGGGAGGAAAGUCAGGUUGUCCAUCCUCUAGUAGUUUGUGUCGUAUUGUAGAGACCAGGCACAUUAGAUGUCAGAUUUAGGAAACAGAUUUUUUAAAAAGUGAUGAGACAGUUAAUAAAAAAUGCAUCAAACACACCUUUCAGAGCAGCUAACAAUGCCUCAAAAACAUCAUUUUCUUCUUCCUUAACCGUGCUUCCCUCAGUUUUCUUUUUUUCCGUGAUAAAAACAACACGAAAUCCAGCUGAGUCCUGAGUUUUCAGUCCAGUUCAGGAACCUUCGGAAGCCGAUCUCAUUU